CAAUCAGAGUGCAGAUGCGGCUCUGUCCUCUCACAUGAACAUAGAGCUGGGAGCAGCAUGGACGGCAUAGAGGUGGAAGUGCGGGGACCCAGCGGCGCCUUCUACACGGGCUAUGUACAGGACGUUCACGAGGAGACUGUUAGUGUCGCGUUCCAGAACAACUCCCAGCCGGAGAGGCGUGUCCCCUUCUCCGAUGUGCGGCUGCCGCCCCCAGCCACCUGUACCAAGGAGAUAUCUGAGGGAGACCAAGUGGAGGUGUAUUCCCGCGCUAAUGAACAGGAGGCUUCUGGGUGGUGGUCGGCUCAUGUUCGGAUGAUUAAAGGGGAUUUUUAUGUGAUAGAAUAUUCCGUCUCCGACUCUCCGUACAAUGAGAUUGUCAGCCACAGUCGCCUGCGACCCCUCAAUCAGAAUGCGAUGGCCACAAGCGGAACAUUCUUCAAGUACAGCGUGCCGCUCCCCGAGGACCUCUGCACAAUUUCUGCUAACGUGGACGCUCACAGGGAGUUUAAGAAAGUGGUUGGAGCCGGCUGCGUCUUCCUGGACAAAACCGGAACGGAGCUGGUUAUCCUGUCUACAGACGAGACCGUCAUCAAACGCUCAUCACUCCUGAGUGACCUCCACCUGCGCGCUCUGCGGACCAAACUCCGUCUCAUCACUCAGAACGAGAGGGCGGCAAAGCAGCUGGAGGUCAGUAAGCAGAUCGCCGUUGCGUAUAGGGAGGAGUUCCAGGUGCGGGAAGAUCUAAUAGGACUCGCCAUUGGAGCUCAUGGGGCAAAUAUCCAGCAGGCGCGGAAGGUUCCCGGCGUUACAGCUAUAGAACUGGAUGAAGAGACGUUUACAUUCCGGGUGUAUGGCGAGACUCCGGAAGCCGUGCGGGCGGCCCGUGGAUUCCUGGAGUUUUCAGAGGGAUCAAUGCAAGUGCCCAGGUCCUUCGUGGGAAAAGUCAUUGGGAAGAAUGGGAACGUAAUCCAGGAUAUUGUGGAUAAAUCGGGGAUUGUCCGGGUGAGAGUGGAGGCCGACGGGGACAGGACGGAGCAGAAUGAAGAGGGGUUGGUGCCGUUCCUGUUUGUGGGAACUCAGGACAGUAUCAGUAACGCACUGGCGCUGCUGGAGUAUCAGAUCUCACACCUUCAGGACUUGGAGCAGCUGAGGUUGGAGCGCCUUCUCAUUGAGGGCCAGUUGAAGAGCGUCGGAGGAGGAUUACGGACAGUCUCCAGCAGGGAAGAGAAGGAUAAAGGAGGGGUACAGACGGACGGUGAUCCCGCCUCUGCCCCCAUUAUCCCUAGAGGCCGAAGAGGUCACGAUGCUCAUGGGCCCAGUAAUGUCACACAGAAUGGAGGUGGCAUGUCACAGCGACAGAGGGUGUCACGCCGGAGACAGACAGACCAGCAGGGGAAUGUUCCGGAUGUACAGGAAACGGGGCCCAGGAGGGAUCAGUGUCAGAACGGACAAGCAGAUCCUGUUACAAGAAACGAUUCUCUGAUAGUGAAGCCGGAUUCCAGAACAAGAGAGCCGCGGGGCAGCAGUGUAAAGGAAACUGUUGGAUGACAGAAGAUCGGAUCACAGACACUGGACAAUUUGGCAACAUCAAUCUGCUGACCUCAACUAAUGACAUAAUUAAAUAAUGUAUAAUUCUC
Molecule: messenger RNA, 1637 nt
Organism: Pseudophryne corroboree (corroboree frog)
Lineage: Eukaryota; Metazoa; Chordata; Amphibia; Anura; Myobatrachidae
Gene: FXR2
Product: FMR1 autosomal homolog 2
Exons: 15
Coding region: 58-1548 (496 amino acids)
Biological process (GO): regulation of mRNA stability; positive regulation of protein phosphorylation; regulation of alternative mRNA splicing, via spliceosome
Cellular component (GO): dendritic filopodium; neuronal cell body; dendritic spine neck
Molecular function (GO): protein homodimerization activity; translation regulator activity; mRNA 3'-UTR binding
Source: RefSeq, a predicted model, not a curated record